UUCCCCUUCCUUAACACUCUCUCUCUCUCACUCUCUCCCUCUCUCUCUCUCUCUCUAUAUGUAUUAAGAAAGCUCAAGCCAUUGUUUCCUAUACUCUCUCAACCAACAAUAAGCUAUGAAAGACCACAGCUCAUUCAAACAAGCCUUCAUGAAGAACAUGCUCUUGGGCCUCAAAGAAACCAAUGCCUCAUCCAAGAUCAUGAGUCUUCAAGAGAGGAAAAAUGCGAUCAAGCUCUCCGCGGAUGUCGCGAUGGCCUUCGCUCGAGGCAACACGACAUGGACGCGCGCCAUCGUAGUCGCCAACCUUGCUAAGAAGGAGCAAUGCGAGGCCCUCUUUAGGGGAAUUCUAGGGAAGGGGUAUGAGAGGAUGACCAGGUACUCCUCCUAUAAGUCAUUUAAGAUCCAAAGGAGUAGGAAGAUCCUAAAAAGAUCUCAUAAAAUGUGUUGUGUGAGGAGAAGGAACACGACGCAUCGACCGCAAAGUUUAGGGGUUGAUGUUCUUGCUAGGAGAAUGGUGGAGAAGAGGACUCAAGUUUUGAGAAGGUUGAUACCAGGGGGUGAGUCCUUAGAUGGAUUUUCUCUCCUAAAUGAGGCUUUAGAUUAUGUUAUCUAUCUCCGCGCACAAGUCGAUCUUAUGCGGUGCCUUUCGGACCAAAAAUGUGCCAAAUGAUCUAAGGCCUCUCUCUAGGGAGUGCAAGAGGGAAGCUUCAUCACUUGGAAGUGAAAAUUUGAGUUGGAUUGUUUAAUUAGUAUCAACAAAUGUGAGGAGAAAAUUUUUCCAAACAAAUAUUUAUCUGGGGGUAAGAAUUGGAGAGGGUCUUUUCAACGAGGAAUCAAGUGUAGAGUGCACCCAAAAUCAAAAGCAUGUUUUUUUGUUAUAUAAGCUAUUAUUGCCCAUCAAGAGGAGGAGGUUAGGGUUCCAACAAUUAAUGCAAAAGGCAUCUCAUGUAGUGGGAGCUUUUACUUGUAGCUUUGUACCUAAAUGUUUCUAUUAUAUAUAUAUAGCCAACUUAUAACAUUUUGUUA
Molecule: messenger RNA, 1026 nt
Organism: Ananas comosus (pineapple)
Lineage: Eukaryota; Viridiplantae; Streptophyta; Magnoliopsida; Poales; Bromeliaceae
Exons: 2
Coding region: 116-670 (184 amino acids)
Biological process (GO): regulation of DNA-templated transcription
Source: RefSeq, a predicted model, not a curated record